AGUUUCUGUUAAACUCCCACUCUUCCUUUCCCUUUGCCACCAUCUCAGAUUUCUCAAAUUCUGAGACAGGGAUUUUUCAACAUUCAAAUGGGUGGCAGAGGAAGGUCAAGAACUCAGAGAAAACACUUUGCUCAAAGCAGAGAAAACAACUGGAAAUAUAGCAAAAAUAGUUCUGACCAGCAACAACAAAAUGAUAAUAAUAAUAAUAAUAGAGAAAGCAGUAACACCACUUGGAAACCAUUUACCACCCAAAAUCUUGCCUUUGAAGAAUAUUACAAGGAGCAAGGAAUUGUGCCACCAGAAGAAUGGAACACUUUUAUGGAAUGCCUUCGAAGUGAAUUGCCUGCUGCUUUCAGGAUCAAUGCAAGUAGCCAAUGCUACUUGGAAAUUCAAGCCAAGUUGGAGAAUGAUUUUAUGAAAUCUCUGCAGGAAGAGGGGACAGAUGGGAGUGAGGUUGUCGCAAUAAGACCAUUACCUUGGUAUCCAGAGAAUCUAGCCUGGCAGUCAACUUUUUCUCGAAAGCAGUUGAGGAAAAACGAAAUACUUAAGAGGUUCCACGAGUUCUUGAAGCUACAAAAUGAGAUUGGUAACAUUACAAGACAGGAGGCUGUUAGCAUGGUUCCUCCUCUGUUCCUGGAUGUACGGCCAGAUGAUUUCAUUCUUGACAUGUGUGCAGCUCCUGGUUCGAAAACGUUUCAGUUACUUGAGAUGAUACACCACUCAGCUGAACCUGGAUCAUUACCUGGUGGAAUGGUCUUAGCAAAUGAUGUUGAUGUUCAGAGGUGUAACCUUCUCAUCCAUCAAACGAAGAGAAUGUCCACUGCCAACUUGAUAGUCACGAAUCAUGAAGCACAACACUUCCCGAGCUGUCAUUUGAAUAGAAGUAAUGCAAAAGGUUCUGAGCCAAGAGAAGCGAAGGAACUUGAUAUUGAUCAACUUCUAUUUGAUCGUGUCCUGUGUGACGUUCCAUGCAGUGGUGAUGGCACUUUACGCAAAGCCCCUGAUAUAUGGAGAAGAUGGAAUGCAGGAAUGGGUAAUGGUCUACAUGGGCUACAGGUUCAGAUAGCAAUGCGAGGCAUGUCUUUGCUUAAAGUUGGUGGAAGGAUGGUUUAUUCAACUUGCUCAAUGAAUCCCAUUGAGAAUGAGGCUGUGGUUGCCGAGAUUUUGAGAAGGUGUGGGGGGUCUGUUGAACUCGUUGAUGUCUCCAGUGAACUUCCUCAGCUUGUUAGAAGGCCAGGUCUGAAAAAAUGGAAGGUUCAAGAUAAAGGGAUGUGGUUGACUUCUUUCAAUGAAGUUCUUGAUUCUCGCAGAGCUGCAGUUGUUCCUGGAAUGUUCCCCUCUGGCAAAGGAUAUGUGGAUGCACUUGAGCAUAAUGGUAAUUCUCAAAAUGGUACUGGGAUGGUGCAGGAUCCUGCAACUCCUACUACAAUCUUGGGCGAGGAGGCUUCAAGUCUACCAUUGGAACGUUGUAUGAGGAUAGUGCCACAUGAUCAGAACAGUGGAGCUUUCUUUAUUGCUGUCCUUCACAAGCUUUCUCCUUUACCACUCAUACAAAUGAAGACAACUUCCAGAGGCAAUUUCCAAGCACAAAAUUUUAUCGAGGUCAAAGAUAUAAAUGCUGGUGAAGUUGAGAAAGUGGAUUCUGUAGGUAACCAGCUAUCUGAAGCAACUAUAGAUGAUGCUGAUAUUCUUGAAAAUGGAAAGGAUGAAGCUCCACUGGAUACUGACCCCAGCAAAAUAGUUGAAGAAAAGAGGCCGGAGCUGAUUGAACCUUCCAGUGAUGGAAGAGCUGGUCCUGAGUUGGUGAGAGGGAGAAGAAAGUUACAAAUGCAAGGAUAUUGGAGAGGGAUUGACCCAAUAUUAUUUUACCGGGAGGAGGCAGCUGUGGAUCAGAUAAAGGCCUUCUAUGGCAUCAAGGAAUCCUUUCCAUUCAGAGGUCAUUUGAUUGUGAGGAAUAGUGAUAUCAGCCAUGUGAAGAGAGUUUAUUAUGUAUCUAAAUCUGUGAAAGAAGUUCUUGAACUCAAUUUUCUAGCUGGUGAGCAGCUCAAGAUAGCUGCCGUUGGGCUCAAGAUGUUUGAGCGGCAAAAAGAUGUUUCUGCACAAUGUGUAUUCCGCAUAACAUCUGAAGGAUUGCCACUGCUGCUUCCACAUAUGAGCAAACAGAUAGUGUAUGCAUCUCCUACAGAUUUCAAGCAUCUUUUGCAGUACAAGAGCAUUAAAUUUGGUGAUUUUGUGGAUGCUGAAUUCCGGGAAAAGGCUUCAAAGCUGCAGUUUGGUUGUUGUGCAGUGAUUUUGAAUAAAGACAAUAAGACCUUGUCAGAACCUCGAGUGGAUGCUUCAACUAUCGCUAUAGGAUGCUGGAGAGGCAGGAAUAGCAUCACGGUGAUGGUGAUUGCACUUGAUAUCCAAGAACUUCUAGAAAGGAUGUUGAUGUAUUUGGAGGAGGAUUCAGAUUCCUUAUUGCUGGAAAACAAGCCAUUGAUUGCUGCCGAGGCAGAUGAAAUAGUUAAAGCAGAUUAAGCUGAAUUGAUUAUAUUGAAUAACAUUGAGACAAAUCAUAGUUAGUUAAAAUUUUGGAAGCUGUUAUAUGUGUACCAUUACAGGGAAAUUUGUAACAUGUUGAUGUUUAUUUGUUUGUUUCUUCUGUUUAGGCAAUUCAUACAACUUUAGAUUUCAGAAGAAUAUGGAGGGAAGUGUCCUCUUUGUAAUCUUACUUUUAUGUGUUGUAAUCAAAAUGUCGAAGCACCAAAUUAUCAACUG
Molecule: messenger RNA, 2760 nt
Organism: Lycium ferocissimum
Lineage: Eukaryota; Viridiplantae; Streptophyta; Magnoliopsida; Solanales; Solanaceae
Exons: 15
Coding region: 88-2520 (810 amino acids)
Biological process (GO): RNA methylation
Molecular function (GO): RNA binding; tRNA (cytidine-N5)-methyltransferase activity
Source: RefSeq, a predicted model, not a curated record